AUCAUUAAUCUCCACACCCAUCUCUUCAUUUCUUACAACAAUUUGAACUCCGAAAACCCUUUUAGAAUCAAGAAAAUUAUGGCUCUCAAAACCUCAAGAACUGCUAGUUAUAACCUUUUUCUCUACCUCAACCUUCUCUCCUAUGUUCUUGUCGCCACCGCAUGUGGCCCCUGCCCCAGCCCUUCAUCUCCAUCCCUAACACCGCCCAACAGCGGCGGUUCUGGUGGCGGCGGGUCUGGUGGUGGCAGUCCUGGCAGUGGUGGGUCUGGUGGAUCUGCAACUUGCCCAAGAGACGCCCUGAAGCUUGGUGUAUGCGCCAAUCUACUCGGUAGAGCUGCGGGAGUGGUGGUGGGGAACCCUCCAACCACCCCAUGCUGUUCGCUGCUGGCGGGGCUGGUGGAUCUGGAAGCGGCGGUGUGCCUUUGCACUGCCAUCAAGGCAAACGUUCUUGGCAUUAAUCUGAACAUUCCGGUGUCUCUCAGCCUGCUGCUGAAUGCGUGUGGAAGAACUCCUCCAACUGGCUUUACUUGCUCUUGAUUAGGGCCAUGCAUGCAUGCAUGUCUUAAUUGUGUUGUUAAUUGUUUUCAAUCUGGUGUUUAAGCCAUGAUGUGUGGUUUGGAUUUCUAAAAAGGGGUGUGUGAUUAGUGAAAGUUAAUAAGGGUUAAUUGAAGGGUUCGAUUUGGGGAUUGUUUAGUUUUUCGCAAGACUGUGUGAUGGGUGAAAUAAAGUGUCUGUUGGUUAAUUAAGAGUGAUUUGUGAAUUCUGUUGGAGUCUUGUAUUACAAUGUACUAAUUGUCUGAAAAUAAUGAACUUUAAUGUCAGGAAAUGUUGUCUUA
Sesamum indicum (sesame) is the source of this 836-nucleotide messenger RNA. Its product is annotated as 14 kDa proline-rich protein DC2.15. NCBI's taxonomy places the organism in Eukaryota, Viridiplantae, Streptophyta, Magnoliopsida, Lamiales, Pedaliaceae. The record is from RefSeq and is a predicted model, not a curated record.